AUGGGAAAGGGGCUGGAGGGCACAGCGGCCCGCUGCGGGCUGGGACUGGGAUACCUGCUGCAGACGGUGGUGCUCCCCGCCCUGGCCGUCCUGGGGGCCAGCCGCCCCGGCUCCGCCGCGCAAGAUGAUGACUUUUUUCAUGAACUUCCAGAAACUUUUCCAUCUGAUCCUCCAGAGCCAUUGCCCCACUUCCUCAUUGAACCCGAAGAGGCUUACAUUGUAAAGAACAAGCCUGUGAAUCUGUACUGCAAAGCAAGUCCAGCCACACAGAUCUAUUUUAAGUGCAACAGUGAGUGGGUUCAUCAGAAGGACCAUGUGGUGGAUGAGAGAGUAGAUGAAACCUCUGGUCUGAUUGUGCGGGAGGUCAGCAUCGAGAUUUCCCGGCAGCAAGUGGAGGAGCUCUUCGGGCCGGAGGAUUACUGGUGCCAGUGCGUUGCCUGGAGCUCCGCAGGCACCACCAAGAGCCGGAAAGCCUACGUCCGCAUUGCGUAUCUCCGGAAAACUUUCGAGCAGGAGCCCUUAGGGAAAGAAGUGUCCCUGGAGCAAGAGGUCCUGCUCCAGUGCCGUCCCCCUGAAGGCAUCCCAGUAGCUGAGGUGGAGUGGCUGAAGAAUGAAGAGGUGAUUGAUCCUGUAGAAGACCGAAACUUUUACAUCACCAUUGAUCACAACCUGAUCAUCAAGCAAGCCCGGCUUUCUGACACCGCCAAUUACACCUGUGUUGCUAAAAACAUUGUGGCCAAAAGGAAAAGCACCACAGCAACUGUGAUUGUCUAUGUGAAUGGAGGCUGGUCCACCUGGACAGAGUGGUCUGUGUGUAACAGCCGCUGCGGGAGAGGAUUCCAGAAGCGCACGAGGACCUGCACCAACCCUGCCCCACUCAACGGCGGCGCCUUCUGCGAGGGCCAGAGCGUCCAGAAAAUAGCUUGCACCACUCUGUGUCCAGUGGAUGGCAAAUGGACAUCCUGGAGCAAGUGGUCCACCUGUGGCACGGAGUGCACCCACUGGCGCCGGAGAGAGUGCACGGCCCCAGCUCCCAAGAAUGGGGGGAAGGACUGUGAGGGGCUGGUGCUGCAGUCCAAGAACUGCACGGAUGGGCUCUGCAUGCAGGGUUUCAUUUAUCCUAUUUCAACUGAACAGAGAACCCAGAAUGAAUAUGGAUUUUCUUCUGCUCCUGACUCAGAUGAUGUUGCUCUCUACGUGGGGAUCGUCAUUGCUGUCAUCGUGUGCCUGGCUAUUUCCGUGGUCGUGGCCCUGUUUGUCUAUCGCAAGAACCACCGGGACUUUGAGUCGGAUAUUAUCGACUCCUCGGCACUGAAUGGGGGAUUUCAGCCUGUCAACAUCAAGGCUGCAAGGCAAGACCUCCUGGCAGUGCCACCAGACCUCACUUCUGCUGCAGCCAUGUACAGGGGUCCUGUGUACGCCUUGCAUGAUGUCUCUGAUAAAAUCCCAAUGACCAACUCUCCAAUCCUGGAUCCGCUCCCCAACUUGAAGAUCAAGGUUUAUAACACCUCUGGUGCAGUCACUCCCCAGGAUGACCUCUCUGACUUCUCCUCGAAGCUGUCCCCACAGAUUACACAGUCCCUGCUGGAGAAUGAGACCCUGAACAUGAAGAACCAGAGCCUUGCUCGGCAAACUGACCCAUCAUGCACAGCAUUUGGGACCUUCAACUCCUUAGGAGGCCACCUAGUAAUUCCCAGUUCAGGAGUAAGUUUGCUGAUCCCAGCCGGAGCUGUUCCACAAGGGAGAGUCUAUGAAAUGUAUCUGACAGUUCACAGGAAGGAGAACAUGAGGCCACCUGUAGAAGACAGCCAAACCCUGCUGACACCAGUGGUGAGCUGUGGCCCUCCAGGAGCCCUGCUAACCCGGCCCGUCAUUUUAACCAUGCACCACUGCGCAGAGCCAAACACAGAGGACUGGCAGAUCCAGCUGAAGCACCAGGCUGCCCAGGGACCAUGGGAGGAUGUGGUGGUUGUUGGAGAGGAGAACUUCACUACCCCGUGCUAUAUCCAGCUGGACCCAGAGGCCUGCCAUAUCCUGACAGAAACCCUCAGCACCUAUGCCUUGGUGGGACAGUCAAUCACCAAGGCAGCAGCCAAACGUCUCAAACUGGCCAUCUUUGGACCUCUGUCCUGCUCUUCCCUGGAGUACAGCAUCCGGGUCUACUGCCUCGAUGACACCCAGGAUGCUCUUAAGGAGGUCCUCCAGCUUGAGCAGCAGAUGGGUGGGCAGCUUUUGGAAGAGCCUAAAGCUUUGCAUUUCAAGGGAAGCACCCACAACCUCCGUCUGUCCAUUCAUGACAUUGCCCAUUCUCUCUGGAAGAGCAAGCUGCUGGCUAAAUACCAGGAAAUUCCCUUUUACCACAUCUGGAGUGGAUGUCAGAGGAACCUGCACUGCACCUUCACACUGGAAAGGUUCAGUCUGAAUACCCAGGAGCUGGUGUGCAAACUGUGUGUGCGGCAGGUCGAAGGAGAAGGACAGAUCUUCCAGCUCAACUGCUCUGUCUCAGAGGAACCUACUGGCAUCGAUUAUCCUCCCAUGGACUCAGCGGGCACCAUCACCACCAUCGUGGGGCCCAGUGCUUUCAGCAUCCCCCACCCAAUAAGGCAGAAGCUGUGCAGCAGCCUGGAUGCUCCCCAGACCAGAGGCCACGACUGGCGCAUGCUGGCCCACAAGCUGAAACUGGACAGGUACUUAAAUUAUUUUGCCACGAAAUCCAGUCCCACCGGGGUGAUCCUGGAUCUCUGGGAAGCCCAGAAUUUCCCUGAUGGCAACCUGAGCAUGCUGGCAGCAGUUCUUGAGGAAAUGGGAAGACACGAAACAGUUGUUUCUUUGGCAGCAGAAGGAAAUUACUAA
Messenger RNA from Cinclus cinclus, 2853 nucleotides. It is a transcript of the gene UNC5C, whose product is annotated as unc-5 netrin receptor C. The transcript is spliced from 17 exons. The record is from RefSeq and is a predicted model, not a curated record. Gene Ontology annotation, molecular function: netrin receptor activity; protein binding. Gene Ontology annotation, biological process: netrin-activated signaling pathway. Lineage: Eukaryota; Metazoa; Chordata; Aves; Passeriformes; Cinclidae. The coding region runs from base 1 to 2853 and encodes 950 amino acids. Gene Ontology annotation, cellular component: membrane.